CUUACCUAAUUAACAUGAGACAGACCAUUCAAAGUCUAUAAAUUCAUCAGCGAGCAGAGCAUUGGUAUCCCAUACGCAAAGAGCCAAAAAAAUAAUGUUAGUGAAUCCGGAGAAUAUGUAUUCUUAUAAGCUUAGCACCCUCUUCACAAUAGCCCUCCUCCUUAGCUUGGCUCUAACAUACGCCGCCGUUCUUCCCGAGCCUGCUCCGACACGAGGAGAAUCUCUCGCUACAACUCGAUAUGGGGAUGCUGAAGCAAGAAACUUGGAAGUUGACGAGAGCUGUGAAGUAGGAGGAGCAAAAGGGAAAGAAGAGUGCUUGAUGAGAAGGACCCUCGCUGCUCAUCUGGAUUAUAUCUACACACAAAAGAAUAAGCCGUGAAGUACUUCUCGUCGAUACAUGUUGAUCUCUUCCCAAUCAUUAGCAUCAAAUCAUAAUUGAGUGAAUUGCAAUCUGCUGCUAUAACCAAAUUAAAUAAAUCGAGGUUUUUGGUCUGUAUCAAUUAUAUUUACACUUUAUACUGUCUACUGCCUCUCCCUAUUUUUUCAUGUUCAGAUUUCUUGCAUGUUUAGCCUUCAGUUCUAUUGGGUGAGUAAGAAGAGAGUUGGAAAGUUUGGAAUUUGGUGAG
Juglans regia (Persian walnut) is the source of this 626-nucleotide messenger RNA. RefSeq names its product phytosulfokines-like. The transcript has 2 exons. Gene Ontology annotation, cellular component: extracellular region. The record is from RefSeq and is a predicted model, not a curated record. Gene Ontology annotation, biological process: cell population proliferation. Bases 95 to 379 code for a protein of 94 amino acids. NCBI's taxonomy places the organism in Eukaryota, Viridiplantae, Streptophyta, Magnoliopsida, Fagales, Juglandaceae. Gene Ontology annotation, molecular function: growth factor activity.